AUGCCAAAUGUGGGCGCUGCAAGUACGGCGCAGGAGUACACGCGUGCGGCAGCAGUGACGACGGCGUCAUCAAAACCUGCGUCACCUGAAGAGGCGGAGACAGCCACGGAAACGGUGACGCAGACGGAGAAAGCACGCAAAAUGCCCAUUUCGAUUCGUAGUGACAGUUCUCGUCGUUCGACAAGGAUUCCACCCAUCUUCGCAGAACCGGUGAAACGCAUCAUAUUCGUGCGUAGUGGCAAGAGUCUUGCAGAUGUAGAUGUUGGGGCCCAUAUCACUACGCCAGAUUGGCGCAUUUCCAUUGUACCAGAGGGGGAGGAGGAGUGUUAUAAGGCCGGGAGGCACGUGGCGGAGAUGGUUGGAGACGAGCCCAUCUACUUUUAUUUUUCGCCCUAUUUGCGUAGUCGGCAGAGCUUUAAACACAUGCUGCGUGGCUACGACGAAUACAGAGGUGAACAUAAGAUGGAUGGCAAUUCCAUCAUUGGCGUGCGUGAGGACGUACGGUUGCGGGAUGUAGACAUUGGUCGUUAUCGAUCCAAAGAUGAACUUCUUAAACACCUUCGUGAACGAGAGGUGUACGGUAGAUUUUACUACCGUUUCCCGCAUGGUGAGAGUGGCGCCGAUGUGUGCGAUCGCGUGACAAGCUUUCUUGAUGCCUUUCGGCGUGAACGACUGGACUUUGCGAUGGACACAAACGUUGUCAUUCUGACGCAUGGGCAAACAAUACGCAUGUUUGUAAAGCGUUGGUUCCACUUAACAGUAGACACAUUUCACUUGAUGAAAUCCCCGCCGACCGGAUCUGUUAGCACGCUGACACGUUUGCAUCACCGCAGCUGCUUCCGUCUUGACAACCGAUGCGUCGAGUUAAUGAACCUCCCCCUUUCACUCAAUGAGUACAACGGGUACAAGUACCGCAACAAACAGCUGCUAGGCUCUAUGAGUACCGGUGCACCGCUUAUGUAA
This is a messenger RNA of Trypanosoma rangeli, 963 nucleotides long. Its product is annotated as phosphoglycerate mutase. The coding region runs from base 1 to 963 and encodes 320 amino acids. The record is from RefSeq and is a predicted model, not a curated record. Lineage: Eukaryota; Euglenozoa; Kinetoplastea; Trypanosomatida; Trypanosomatidae. Gene Ontology annotation, molecular function: phosphatase activity. The transcript has a single exon.